Molecule: messenger RNA, 1470 nt
Organism: Clonostachys solani
Lineage: Eukaryota; Fungi; Ascomycota; Sordariomycetes; Hypocreales; Bionectriaceae
Source: the annotation of a GenBank genome assembly
AUGACACAGACGAUGGGCUGCUAUAUGUAUAUAGCGCAUUUCCACGACGAGAAGCGCGCUCCUCGUCUCCACCAUGGCGGGAGCAUGCUAAACGGAUUCACCGUCCAAGCCACCGUCAUCAUGCUCCCCGCCAUAAGCCGCGUCUUCAACAUUCCGCCUAGCCGUCAGCAGAUGAUCAUGUUGACAUACAGCGUCGCCUCGGGCUCCUCCAUGCUCCUCUGGGGCCGCAUCGCCGACGUUCACGGUCGAUGGGGUGUCUUCCUCGCCGGUACCACGCUCUUCGCAAUCUUCACACUGCUCAUACCCUUUGCUCCCUCCGAGCUGUUUCUCUACAUGCUCUCCGGCUUGCAAGGGUUUAGCAGCGCGGCUACCGUGCCUUCGGGCAUCGGCAUCUUGGCCUCGAUGUUUCAGCCCGGUCCUGAUAGAAAUAGGGCGUAUGUCGCGCUCGUUGCUAGCUCGAGCGUAGACAGCGUCUUUGGGAAUAUCGCUGGCGGUGCAAUUGGCGGCCUACUCUCAUGGCGAUGGGGGUUCUGGAUCCCAGCUGGUCUUGCUGCUAUCAUCGCACUCUCUGCAUGCAUCCUAUGGCCCAGGAGAUCCAGGUUCUCCUCAUCAUCGCAGACAGGAGGCAGCACCCACCACCGCGAUCAGUCUGUCGACUACAUUGGCGGCCUCCUCAUCUCCACCAGCCUCGCCCUCCUCCAAGUCGGCCUCUCGCAGGGCAACGUCGAAGGCUGGGUCAACUUCCACGUGCCAAGCCUGAUCUGUGCCUCCGUCAUCCUGGGGGUUAUAUUUGCGACUCUGCAGUUGAGGAUGGAGCGAUCGCCGGAUAAACACCCCCUUGUGAGGCUCUCCAUGUUCAAGAACGUGAGUUUUUCGGCUGCCUUUUUGGUGGUAGCCUGCUUCUUCGGGUCCUUCAACAGCUUCCUCGUGUUUGCUUCCAUGUUCUUUCAAGAUAUUCUGAAGCCCAGCAUGCUGAAGACGACUCUUUACUUCUUGCCUGGCGGCAUCAUUGGCGGCCUCGUUUGCUUUCUCGUGACACCAGCGCUGUCCCUCUUCCGCGGUUUCUACAUGCUUAUGUUCGGCUUCAUCUGUAGCAUCAUCUCUCCUCUCCUCUUUGCCCUCCUAAUGGGAUCACAAGGAGGCUCCGUCGUUUUCAACUACUGGGUACGUGGGUUCCCAGCCAUGUGCCUGUGUCUUAGCGCCGAGGUCGUCUGGCCCGUUAUUGGCCUCUACGUCGCUCGGGGCGUCGCCGAAGCCGACCAAUCUCUCGCCGGUGCCUUGCUCCAAGCUGCGAAUCACAUCGGUCGAGGUCUCGGUAUGGCGCUGGCAGCAGCCGCUCAGGUCAUUGUCUCUCGAUCAUCACACUCUCUCCUGCUUGGUAUCCAAGCGGCGCAGUGGACCAAUGUCGGCAUGGCUACUCUAAGCCUACUUUGCACACUCAUCUUCUUCCGGGGUCUGGACACGUCGUAG